AUGGCCUCCAGAACAGUGUCCGCGUCGGUAACACGACGGUUGCUCCCAACGCUACGAUCCACCGGCAUAUCGGCAAGGUCAUUUUCAUGCGCUGCAUUGAGAAGUUCACGAUUGUCCGCGCUCGGUCACCCCACAGUCCGAAUUGCCGACCAAAGACAAAGACGACCUCUUUCCACCACACCACGCACACGCCUCGCCGCCGUAGACGACACAUUCGAUCCCAAGUCAAUAGAGCGUGAAUCUGAUGAGGUUGACGUGCUUAUUGUGGGUGGAGGUCCAGCCGGUCUCUCUGCCGCCAUCAAGCUGAAACAGAUUGCGACGGCCGCGGGCAACGAGGACUUUAGGGUAUUGGUAUUGGAGAAGGCGGGCGAAUUGGGCGACCAUAUCGUGUCGGGAAAUGUCAUUGAGCCUUCUGCGCUCGAUGAGCUGUUGCCCGACUGGAGAUCAGAGGACAACCUCAACCGCUUUGCCGAUAUUACGCCUGCAAAGGAAGACCACAUGUUCUUCAUGACGAAGAACAAGGCCAUUCCUCUGCCCAAGCCGCCCCAGAUGAACAACCACGGAAACUACAUCAUAAGCUUGAACCAAAUGGUCAAGUGGCUCGGUGAGCGCGCCGAAGAGGCAGGCGUCGAGGUUUAUCCUGGAUUUGCUGCGUCGGAGGUCCUAUACAACGCGGACGGAGCUGUAAAAGGUGUAGCCACCAAUGAUCUCGGCAUAUCACGCGAGGGCAAGGCAAAGGAAUCAUUCGAGCGAGGCAUGGAGUUCUACGCGCGCGUCACAUUGCUGGGUGAGGGCUGUCACGGUAGUUUGUCCAAGCAAAUCAUCAAAAAGUACGACCUGAGGCGGGAUAGCCAGCACCAAACAUACGGUCUUGGCAUCAAGGAAGUCUGGGAGGUGCAGCCGGAGAAGUUCAAGUCUGGACUUGUCGUUCACUCAAUGGGAUACCCCCUACCCAAGGACACUUAUGGCGGCGGUUGGAUGUACCACUUUGGCGACAACUUGGUUAGUAUUGGUUUAGUAGUAGGGCUCGACUACCCGAACCCGUGGUUAGCACCGUAUGGCGAAUUCCAGAAGAUGAAACACCACCCAUACUACAAGGAUGUCUUGGAAGGUGGCAAGUGCAUCUCGUAUGGUGCGAGGACACUGAUUGAGGGCGGCUUCCAGUCUAUCCCGAAAUUAGCCUUCCCUGGCGGCGCUCUACUCGGUGAUGCUGCAGGACUACUUAACCUUCCGAAGAUCAAGGGCACACACAACGCUAUGAGAUCCGGCAUGUUGGCAGCCGAAGCGACCUGGGAUGCCCUACAAGCCAACACCGACGGCGGCGAUGUAUUCCUGUUUGACUAUGAGGACAAGAUGCGCAAAUCAUCCAUCUGGUCAGAACUGAAGACUGUGCGAAACAUGCGCCCGUCUUUCCACACUCCGCUCGGCAUCUACGGAGGCAUCAUGUACUCUGGGCUGGAAGCGUACGUCCUCCGAGGCAAAGCGCCUUGGACGCUGAAGCAUGGCAAACCUGACCAUGCAGCGACCAAGACCGCAGACGAAUGUCCCAAGAUCGAGUACCCCAAGCCGGACGGCAAGAUUAGCUUUGACAUCCUGACAAGCGUCAGCCGAAGUGGCACCAAUCACGAAGAAGAUCAACCCUGUCAUCUCCAAGUCAAGGACUACGACGCUCAUGCCCAGCAAGAGUGGCCCAAGUACAAGGGUGUUGAGAACCGAUUCUGUCCUGCAGGCGUGUAUGAAUAUGUCGAGGACGAGAGCAAGGAGUUGGGCGUCCGGUUCCAAAUCAACGCUCAGAACUGUGUUCACUGCAAGACGUGUGAUAUCAAGGUACCCGAUCAGGACAUCAACUGGCAGACACCACAGGGUGGCGAGGGACCCAAGUACGUGCUUACGUAAAUGUGGAUAAGUCACUGUCAUUACUUGAAUCUGUUCUGGAUAGAAAAAAGGCAGUUGGGCACAUGUACAUUAAAAGGAUCCUGAGCAAGUGUAUAGUAACGCUAACAAAUCGUUGAUGCCC
Pyrenophora tritici-repentis Pt-1C-BFP is the source of this 2017-nucleotide messenger RNA. Its product is annotated as electron transfer flavoprotein-ubiquinone oxidoreductase. Gene Ontology annotation, biological process: electron transport chain. Gene Ontology annotation, molecular function: electron-transferring-flavoprotein dehydrogenase activity; iron-sulfur cluster binding. Gene Ontology annotation, cellular component: mitochondrial inner membrane. The record is from RefSeq and is a predicted model, not a curated record. NCBI's taxonomy places the organism in Eukaryota, Fungi, Ascomycota, Dothideomycetes, Pleosporales, Pleosporaceae.